AUUCCUCCCCUCUCUUCGCCCUCACCGCCGGCCGCCGCCCUCACCAACCGCCCGAUCGCCAUGGCGCUGCGCCGAGCCGCCUCGCUCCUCCUCAGGUCCCGCCUGCGAGGCCCCGUCCCGACCCCCGCGCGCAAAACCCUAAACCCCCUUCCCGCGCCGCCACGCCGCCACUUCUCGCCGCGACCGCCGCCUCCCGUCCCCGCCUCCUCCGCAGCCGCCGCCGCCGUCGCGGAGGCCGCUGAGGAGGCGUUCGAGACGGCGAGGACCACGAAAGACAUGCUCGCUGCCUUCUCGCGCCUCGAGGCCACCGUGCCCGCUAACGACAAGCGCCUCGCCCUCGCCUGCCUCAAGCUCGGCCAGCACCUCGAGGCAUCGGGCUCCGCCGACCCGUCCCGGGUCCUCUCCCUCGCGCUCCGAUGCCUGGGAAUCCUCGAGGCGAACCCCAACGCCUCGACCUCCGUCUCCGCCUCCGACGCCGUCUCGCUCGCCAUGGCACUCCACCUCGCCGGCUCCGCCUCCUUCGAACUCUCCCGCUUCCACGACGCGCUCUCCUUCCUCGCCCGCUCGCUACGCCUCCUCACACCGCUCAUCCCCGAUAGAAGCGUCGCAUUUGGGGUUGGGGAAGAACCGGAAGGGUUCGACGUGAGGCCCGUGGCGCACGCGGUGCGUCUUCAGCUAGCUAACGUGAAGACGGCGCUGGGGAGGCGGGAGGAGGCGCUCGCCGACAUGCGCGCCUGCCUCGACCUCAAGGAGUCCAUCCUGCCGCCGGGCAGCAGGGAGCUGGGAGCAGCGUACCGAGACCUCGCGGAGGCGUACGCCACCCUGCUCGACUUCAAGCAGGCUCUGCCGUUGUGCCAGAAGGCGUUGGAGCUGCAUGAAUCGACGCUCGGCAAGAACUCUAUGGAGGUUGCACAGGACAGGCGUCUGCUUGGGGUAAUAUACACUGGGCUGGAGCAGCAUGAGCAGGCGCUUGAGCAGAAUGAGAUUUCGCAGAAGGUGAUGAAGAGCUGGGGUGCAGCUGGCCCUGAGCUCCUGCACGCCGAGAUUGAUGCGGCAAACAUCAAAAUUGCAUUGGGAAAGUUUGAUGAGGCUAUCAGUGUGUUGAAGAACGUCGCUAAGCAGGUGGAGAAGGACAGUGAGAUGCGAGCUCUAGUGUUCAUAUCAAUGGCGAAGGCCCUUGCUAAUCAGGAGAAGGCUGGGGAUACAAAGAGGUGCUUGGAGAUUGCUUGUGACAUACUGGAGAAGAAGGAAUUGACCACACCUGACAAGGUGGCAGAGGCGUAUAUAGAGGUAUCCUCACUGUAUGAGAUGGUGAACGAGUUUGACAAGGCGAUAUCUUUGCUGAAGAGGAGCCUGGCGAUGCUUGAGAGGAUCCCUCAGGCACAGCACUUGGAGGGCAAUGUAGCAGCAAGGAUUGGGUGGCUGUUGCUCUUGACUGGCAAGGUCUCGGAAGCUAUCCCAUAUUUGGAGGAUGCAGUGGAGAGGAUGAAGGACAGUUUUGGUCCAAAGCAUUAUGGAGUAGGGUAUGUGUAUAACAACUUGGGUGCUGCGUACAUGGAGAUGGACCGACCGCAGUCUGCUGCACAGAUGUUUGCACUCGCCAAAGAAGUCAUGGAUGUUUCCUUAGGGCCUCAUCAUUCAGAUACCAUUGAGGCCUGCCAGAGCCUUGCUAACUCAUACAAUGCUAUGGGAAGUUAUGCCCUGGCUAUGGAGUUCCAAAAGAGAGUGGUUGAUUCAUGGCGAAGCCAUGGCCCUGAUGCUAGGGAUGAGCUCAAGGAAGCUAUUCGACUGUACAACCAGAUUAAGACAAAGGCCCUCACAUCCCUAUCACCCGGAGGUCCAGCAAAUGCAUUGCCCGAGCCUCAGGAACAGGAAACAGAUUCUGAUUCCGCCAAAGCUGUGCAACAGUAACCUCUAAGUUCAGUCUUGAGGCAAUAUAUUUUCUAUUAUUAUAACAUAUUGGUGUCCAGUUCGUGGUAGAAUUAAUCUUUCCUGAAUAUGUAGCUAUUUCCAUUAAGAGAAGUUCCGUACCAUCUAGAAGACUUGACAGUCUUAUCUAAAGUGAUCAAAUGUGCCUUUUUCCACUUCAUAAAGAAUAGGUACUUGAUGCAAUGCAAAUAUUGGUUGAAGAAUUUGAGUUUCUUGUUAGUUGUUACAUGUAGUAGUACAAAUAUUUGUAUUCCAGAAAUCAAUGUUUGGUGAACUGCCAGUUCCCUGCAGCAAGGAAGACCCCUGAUCAGUCAAGCUAUGAUGUAUUUAUGACAGAAAUUUCCACACAGUCUGCCAUUCAAGAAGUUUUUUGGUGGGACUUUUAGGUCUGAUGUUUAGAUAAAUAUAGGUGUAAAUUCAAAAUGUUUAUCUUUCUGUCAUUCCGGUUUUAUGUUUUUCUUUGUCCUUUAAGAAAAAUUAAUGUUUCAACUUCUAUGGUAAGACUUAACGCUGCCCUUUCAUAGUUUCAUCAUUAGAUGAUUUACUUUUCUGUUAUGUACUUUGCUGUCCUAUUCUCUUUCUUACACAUACCUGUGAGAUCUGAAAGUUGAAAUUAUGGUAAUCAUUUUCUUAUCUAGCCGGUGAGCCCUCAUUAUAAUCGUGUGACCAUUCUGUGUCCCACGUGUCUGCAACUUUAAGGCAAUUUUCAGCCAAAUGAACUGGCCGUGCAUUUUUUUUUCAUGGACUCGUGCAGGCUGGAAGACUUUCAUGUUUCUGUGAUGAAUGUUCUAGUACAAAAAUGCACAUCUUGAGUUGAACCAUGAAACAUUUCAAAACCGUCCUUUAUAACCAUAUAUCUUGGAUAAUGCUAAACAGUUGAACAGAUGAUGGAAGACACGAUGCCCCAAGGUAUCACAUUCCUCAGCAAAGAAUAUUGAGCAAACUAAAAGCCCUAUACACUACAUUGAGCUGCUAUCACCAUCAUCCCCAUGGAAGUGAGUAUUCCUCUGCAAAAUGUUGUGAAUCUGCAGGUGAACCUCCCCACCAGCCAUUUCGCCCAUGGAGAAGGACCUCCUCAAGGGAAUAACAUCUCUGUCCCGCCUCUCCAUUGACAAGACGCCAUAGCCGUGCUGGCUUGCUGCUGCUGUGCCCGCGUGGGUUCUUCAUCUUCCUCAGUGGUGGGGGUGACCUGGAUGGCCACCUCGUCGAGCCGCGGGAGCUGAUCCAGUGGCGGAAGCAGGCAGUGGCCGGUGAUGGCUGCUCUGCAGAGCGGGCAGUUGGCGUUGCCCUGGAGCCAAGUGUCAAUGCAGUCGACGUGGAAGACGUGGAGGCAGGCAGGCAGCAUCCUGACCCUCUCCUCGUCCUCAAAUUCACCGAGACACACCGCGCACUCGCUCAUGGGGGCAGAAUCAGCGGCGGCGGCGGCGGCGGCGGCGGCGGCAUUCUUGAUGGCCUUCCUGUACCUGAAGGCCGGCAAUGCCUGGAUGACGGCUUCCUCGAGCCCGCGCGCCUCUGUGGGUGGUGCGCCGGAGACUGGGAGGCCGCUGGUGCCAGAGGUGGCAGGCUGGCGCUGUCUGCGGCGGGCAAUGUGGCCGGCGGCGUCGGAGGGGGAGCUGCGGUGCCACUUGAGGCAGCACCGGAUGAUGAAGACGUAGUAGGCGAGGAGGAGCACGGAGGCGGUGAGGAUGCCGAGCACGGUGAGCACGAGGAUGGGGAAGCUGGUGAUGGAUCGCGCGUGGUGGGCCGAGGUGGAAGAGGAAAAGGAGUAGGAGGGUGGCAAUGGGGGCGGCGGUGGUGGUGGGAAAAGCAUCGCUGGAAUCUGCGGCAUCGGGAAGAUGGUGCUGCCCCGGCCUGCAUCCAUGGAUUCGACGAUGAGGCUGCAGAAUCGGCGGCAACAAGCGGUGGGUGGAUUCUACAACCUGCAGUCCUGCAGGCUAGAGGUGAGCAAGAAGGGAAUUACAGGGGCUGUUGACGGUGAUGCAUAUGUAGUGUGUGGCUCGGAAGGUAGGAGGGAAGAAUGGAUGGUGAGGUUGGAAAAACGCGGUGAUUGAGGUAUGGAAGAGAGGAGACGAAAGGCAUGAAUUGAAGCAGAUGGAGAAACGCCUAGUGCGUGCAGUACUCGGUCUAGAAGGAGGUGAGGCGAGCAACAGUGCAAAAAGGUGUCUUUGAAAAAAAAAAGAAGGAAAAGCAGUGCAAAAAGUUAGCGAUCAAAGAAAGGUGAGGGGGCCCUGUGAAGCUUUGAUGUGGGUGUGCAGCGGCGCGGGAUGGAGAGCGGAAGAGGAAGGAAGGAGACGGUGGAGCGGGAGUAGAGGAGAGACAGGGACACUCUGUGUGCUGACGAAGCUGAUGCGGUCGAGCGAGUGAGACAAGACGACGACGCGGCGCUGGAGCAUUUUUCUUCUCCGUCGAUCGUACGUGCGACGGCGGUGUUCCCGGCGAGACUUUCGCCCCCGUCGCAGGUCAGGGCUCACACGCCAACCCUCCUGCGGCUUCACAGCUGCUGCUGUUGCUUAAGGCGUUGCGUUGGAUGGUUCCGUUUGUUUCUUCUCUGCUACUUGUAAACGUGGAGCCUGGAGGGAGCGGCGGGG
Messenger RNA from Panicum hallii, 4517 nucleotides. RefSeq names its product protein KINESIN LIGHT CHAIN-RELATED 2-like. The record is from RefSeq and is a predicted model, not a curated record. Gene Ontology annotation, molecular function: protein binding. Lineage: Eukaryota; Viridiplantae; Streptophyta; Magnoliopsida; Poales; Poaceae. The transcript has 3 exons. The coding region runs from base 61 to 1911 and encodes 616 amino acids.